Messenger RNA from Zychaea mexicana, 258 nucleotides. RefSeq lists its product as uncharacterized. Gene Ontology annotation, biological process: regulation of transcription by RNA polymerase II. The transcript has a single exon. Gene Ontology annotation, cellular component: nucleus. Gene Ontology annotation, molecular function: DNA-binding transcription factor activity, RNA polymerase II-specific; RNA polymerase II cis-regulatory region sequence-specific DNA binding. The annotation marks the transcript as partial. Lineage: Eukaryota; Fungi; Mucoromycota; Mucoromycetes; Mucorales; Lichtheimiaceae. The record is from RefSeq and is a predicted model, not a curated record.
CGCGGUCGUCGAGUGUCUAGCAAUCCAGGUGCUGCAGGCCAAAAGAUGUUCACGUGUCGACACGAUGACUGUGGCAAGGUGUUCAAGCGAUCUGAGCAUUUGAAGCGUCACAUCCGCUCGAUCCAUACGCUCGAGAAGCCAUUCGAAUGCCCGUAUCAUUCCUGCUCCAAGCGCUUCUCGCGGUCCGACAAUCUGAACCAGCACAUCCGCAUCCAUCGUCACACCAACAAGGACAAGAACAACAGCAGCAGCUCCAGC